UCCUCUCUGCAACUAGACGGCUACUACGGGAGAAGGAAGUAAAUUUGUUGUCGGGUUGAUGUCAUCUCACUGUUUCUAAGAGCAUCUGUCCCCGUAGAUUAAAUUAUAUAACCGGGCACAUCAACAUUGUGUCGUGCAGGGUUGGACCGCCACUCGGCAAGCAUUCGUUCCUUUAUUGGAACGAGACAGCUUGGAAGGGCUUCGCUGGUGCUCGUUAACGGGGUUUUUUUUCCGGUGGGGACGAAACGGCGUGGGUUAAGGAGAGGGCCUUGCCCGGAUAUCUGUCUAACCCAAACCGUGCUUCUGUACCGUAGGCUACCUGGCGAAGCAGUCGUGUGGGCGACACAUACAGUACCUACCUGCAAUUGUCCAUUCGUUUAGACAGCGCAGUGGACUAGGUUACCCCACCUUAAGGAACACCCGGAUCGAUUAACUUAAAGACACCAAUAUGGCAGAUAACCUGAGUGAAGCGCUGAAGACUCUGAAGCUCUCGUCCACGAGCAGCUCGCCGGAUGUACUGGAGGGGUGUCUGGACUGCCUGCUCAAGGCCCUGGCCGACAACAAUAUGGAGGUGAGCGGGCGGCUCCAGGAGAUGGGGGUGCUCUCUCAGCUGCCCGCGCUGCUCAGCGCCCCGUCACCCUGCACCCCCAAAGUGGCCAACGUCAUCGCAGAGGUGGCCAAGAACGAGUUCAUGCGAGGUGUGUGUGUGGACGCGGGUCUCAUCCCUCCGCUGGUCCAGCUGCUCAGCUCCCAGGAGCAGGAGGUGCUACUGCAGACCGGACGAGCCCUGGGCAACAUCUGCUACGACAGCCAGGAGGGUCGGAGUGCGGUGGAGGCAGCGGGGGGCGCUGAGAGGGCCUAUGAGCUCAUAGUGAGACUGGCCCCCAGCACUGACCCCCCCACCGGGAAACUCCUGACUGUGUUGUGUGGCAUGCUGAUGAACUAUAGCAAUGAGAAUGACUCUCUUCAGGCUCAGCUGAUUAAUAUGGGGGUCAUCCCCACUCUGGUCAAGCUCCUGGGGCAACACACCGACAACACCCCCCUCACAGAGAUGUGCCUCAUCGCCUUUGGAAACCUAGCAGAGCUCGAGUCGAGUAAGGAGCAGUUUGCGUCCACACCUAUUGCACAGGAGCUGGUGCAGCUCUUCAGGAAGCAGAUGGAACACGAGAGGAAGGAGAUGAUCUUUGAGGUGCUCGCACCUCUGGCUGAGAACGAUGUGAUUAAGCUGCAGCUGGUGGAGGCGGGGCUGGUGGAGUGUCUGUUGGACGUCGUGGCACACACACUGGGCAGCCCAGUGAGGGAGGGACAGGUGUGUGUGUGUGUUCUAGAUGAGUCGAUGCAGAAGCUGUUUGAGGGCGGGAAGGGGAGUGUGUUCCAGAGGGUUCUCUCGUGGGUUCCAUCUGACAACCACCAGCUGCAGCUGGCAGGAGCGCUGGCCAUCGCCAACUUCGCCCGCAACGAUGGGAACUGUAUCCACAUGGUUGAGACUGGGAUCGUUCAGAAGCUUCUGGAUCUGUUGGAGCGUCACGUGGAGGAGGGCAACGUCACCGUGCAACACGCUGCUCUGAGCGCGCUCAGGAACCUCGCCAUUCCUGUGGUGAAUAAGUCUAAGAUGCUGGCAGCGGGUGUGGCCGAGGUCGUGCUGAAGUUCCUGCAGUCAGAGAUGCCACCAGUCCAGUUCAAACUGCUGGGCACCCUACGCAUGCUCAUUGACACGCAAGUGGAUGCAGCGGAUCAGCUGGGUACCAACUGUAAGCUUGUGGAGAGGCUGGUGGAGUGGUGUGAAGCUAAAGACCACGCAGGAGUGAUGGGGGAGUCCAACCGCUUGCUAUCCGCCCUCAUCCGACACAGCAAGUCAAAGGACGUCGUCAGAACAGUUAUUCAGAGUGGCGGUGUCAAGCACCUGGUGACCAUGGCAACGAGUGAGCACAUGAUCAUGCAGAACGAGGCUCUGGUUGCCCUGGGGGUCAUCGGCGCCCUCGACCUGGGAGCCUCCUCUGAUGCCAACUUGGUGCAAAUUUUGCAUAAGCUGCUGACUGACGAGAGGAGUGCUCCAGAAAUCAAGUACAACUCCAUGAUCCUGAUCUGCUCUCUCAUGGGCUCAGAGCCCCUCCACAGAGAGGUCCAGUCGCUGGCCUUCAUAGACGUGGUGUCCAAGCUGCGCUCGCACGAGAACAAGACCGUGUCCCACCAGGCCUCUCUGACUGAGCAGAGACUGACCGCACAGAGCUAGAGGACUCUUAUAUACACACACACACACACACACAUAUACCGCCCAUGACACACACACCACACACACACACACACUCCCCCUCUCACUGCCUGCCC
This is a messenger RNA of Alosa alosa (allis shad), 2328 nucleotides long. RefSeq names its product RAP1, GTP-GDP dissociation stimulator 1 (gene rap1gds1). Bases 449 to 2233 code for a protein of 594 amino acids. Gene Ontology annotation, cellular component: cytosol. The transcript has 15 exons. Gene Ontology annotation, molecular function: guanyl-nucleotide exchange factor activity; protein binding. NCBI's taxonomy places the organism in Eukaryota, Metazoa, Chordata, Actinopteri, Clupeiformes, Clupeidae. The record is from RefSeq and is a predicted model, not a curated record. Gene Ontology annotation, biological process: positive regulation of GTPase activity.